GAACAUAUUUCAGAUUUCAUUGAGCUCUUGUGGUUCACCAUUUGGAUGGAACCUAGCAAACAUGGACAACUCAAGUUCCAAGAAAUCUGACUUACAGAAAUAGCUGAAAAUAGAUUUGACGAUGGUGACAUGCGACUGAAUCAUCCUGAUACGCCAAGGCUGUGAAUUUUGCCAGGGAGGCUCAACUGAUGUCGGUAUGAGCUAGUCCAGCCUGGUUGAAGGGACAGGCAGGAGAAAUCGCUCCAAGACGCUUUCAGAAAGCUCGGACAGGCACACAUGAACUUGUGGCUAAGGUUUGGGGGUUUCUCUCACUGUCAGGUUUGUCUUCUUAGUUUAAAAACAUGUCGGUUCUGCGAGCACUGUAGAAAAAGGUUGACAUGAGCCACAUGGUCUCGUGGGGACGACGGGCUAUUCCAGCGACCUCAAGGCGGCGGAGGCCGGAUGUAAAUCAUUGUGUGGUCCGGAGGUUGGCCUGUGAGGUAAGUCAAAUAAAUGAUAAAGAAAGCUUGAUGACAUCGAUGACCUUCCGAGUCCUACCUCAGCACCAACGAGAUACCUUUGGUGUUUGAUACAUCUUUUAUCGACUGACAGAUGUUUUGGCAAUAGGCCAGCAAUCAAUCAGCGGCCUGUAGAUAAAAUGGGGGAGUUGUAAGGCCAGGAAGGAUCCAGAAGCUGAAUAUAGUACCGUGAUGAGGCGGGAGCUUGCAAAGAUGAUCUACGAUGACCUGUCUAAGACGGGUUGCCGUACGAUCAAUGCCCUCAAGAAGAGGAAAAUCUCGGAAUCUGGUACUCGUUCUGCUAGACAGGAGGUUGAGGCGGACAUCAACAACCACAAGAUGGUCUUCUUCGAUUUGCGGGAGAAUAAUCUUAUAAGUCCUCGACAUGCAAGGCAGCUUCAAAACUUCAGAAAUGAGAUCGAGAUGGACAUCAGGAACCGAAGGGAUGUUGAGCCACCGAAUGUAGGAUCCACCGUGUCGUGGGAGAUUCUACAAAAAAUUCAGGAACUGGAGAAUACCAAGAACAUACCGAGAAUUAGGAAAAAUGUACCAGCCUCCCGUGCUACUCAUCACCAUCAUCCAAGCAAUCGUUCUCUACCUCCCAGGACGUCCACGGGUAGCCUGCCCAUAAAACCUGCCAAAUCGGCAGAGGUUACCUGGGCAAUCUGAAGAGUUCAAGGUCGGAAAUUUGGAAAAAGCAAAAGCUUCAUUCAUGACUAGCAAAAAAUCUUUUAGGUGGUAAGCUCUGACGCACACCAGAAGGUACAUACCACCACAGAAGCUAAUGACUUGUCUAAGGCAUCCCGAAGGCGUUCUGAAGAGUUCAAGGUCGGAAAUUUGGAAAAAGCAAAAGCUUCAUUCAUGACAAGCAAAUAAUCUUUUAGGUGGUAAGCUCUGAUGCACACCAGAAGGUACAUACCACCACAGAAGCUAAUGACUUGUCUAAGGCAUCCCGAAGGCGUUCUGAAGAGUUCAAGGUCGCGUCUAUGGAAUUACCAUGAACUGCAAAAAAAAUUAAAAAAUGCUUGUCAGAACAUUUGCUUGGAAAUUCUGUCGUGCGUGAGUGAUACUCCACGUACUCCAAAGAUGUUAUUCUCGUACUGAUGUUGGUC
This is a messenger RNA of Marchantia polymorpha subsp. ruderalis, 1609 nucleotides long. The record is from the annotation of a GenBank genome assembly. Lineage: Eukaryota; Viridiplantae; Streptophyta; Marchantiopsida; Marchantiales; Marchantiaceae.